Messenger RNA from Xyrichtys novacula (pearly razorfish), 438 nucleotides. Lineage: Eukaryota; Metazoa; Chordata; Actinopteri; Labriformes; Labridae. The record is from the annotation of a GenBank genome assembly.
AUGUUUGACCAUUAUAAUAAGGUUUUAAUAAUAAUAAUUAAUAAACAUUUUGUCGUUAGGUUCCAGUCAAACUCUGCGUCCCCCCCACACCGGGUCUCUCUCUCUCGUUCUCCUAAACUGGUCCUGCUGGGUGUCACUGGGAGGAGACUACAUAAAUGGAUAAACGGAGCGUCCUGUCCGGGGGCCGGGCGCCCUCUCUUUCCCCCCCCCGUCACUUCAGUGGGCAUGCGCAGUGUCGGUCCGGGCCAGCAGCAGCAGCAGCAGCAGCGACGCAUCCCCGCCGCACGUCCUUACGCACAGACGGACGGAGGCAGCAGAGCCCCGGUCGGUGGGUCGGUGGGUCGGUCGAGGAUGAUGAAGCUCACACCGGUUCCGGAGGGCUCUCUCUCGGGGUUUCUUCAUCAGGUUCCGAUGGUUCGGUCGCCGGUGCUGAUGUAA